Molecule: messenger RNA, 2762 nt
Organism: Oncorhynchus kisutch (coho salmon)
Lineage: Eukaryota; Metazoa; Chordata; Actinopteri; Salmoniformes; Salmonidae
Product: transcription initiation factor TFIID subunit 5
Exons: 11
Coding region: 25-2352 (775 amino acids)
Biological process (GO): transcription initiation at RNA polymerase II promoter
Cellular component (GO): transcription factor TFIID complex
Molecular function (GO): RNA polymerase II general transcription initiation factor activity; protein binding
Source: RefSeq, a predicted model, not a curated record
GUACAUGCGCACUUCAUUUCGAAAAUGGCGGCUGUGCAAGAUGGUCAGCUCAAUCUGGAGGUCGAAAAAGACAUAAAAACAGAAAUAACAAACGAUGGGUCUGGAAACAUCAAUGCAAACUCUUCGUCACCCGGUUCUACGUCUUCGGGCGGUAAAUCGAAAUCUCCUGCGGGAUCGGGUGAAGAUCAACAGACACUGCUCGCGGUGUUGCAAUUUCUCAAGAGGAAUAAAUUGACAGAGUCGGUCGACAUUUUGCGGCGAGAAGCGGGCUUAUCUGCAGAUGCAGAUGAUUCCCCGGUAUCCGAGUCGGCGGGAGCUGGAUCGGGUGGCGUCCCAAGUGUCGGUGCUGAUGGGGGGGAUGCCAACUCUCUCCUCAGCCGAGUGUCAAUCGCCACCCCCGUCGCACCCCCGGCCACGGCACCCCCAAAAGUGGUGGCAGCAUCAGGUGGGGAAGACCAACCAGACGUCAACGUUGUCUUGUCGGCCUAUAGCCAGCAGGGGGACCCUGUCCUCUACCCACUCUACUAUAACGGCCUGAAGAAGUUUAUUGAGUCUGUCCUGGACUGCCACAGAGCUGAACUCUCCCAGGUCUUCUACCCACUGUUUGUCCACAUGUACCUGGAGCUGGUCUACAACAACCACGAGAAUGAGGCUAAACAGUUUUUUGAAAAGUUCAGCGGUGACCAGGAGUGUUACUACGAGGAGGACCUCCGCAUCCUCUCCAGCAUGUCCAAGAAGGAACACAUGAAGGGAAAUGAGACCAUGCUGGACUUCAGGACCAGCAAGUUUGUCCUCCGCAUCUCCCGAGACUCCUACCAGGUAAGUAGUCUUGGAAAACCAGAAAUGUCAAGGUCUCUGUGGCAGUUGACAAUAACGUAUCGUAUGUUAUCUUACCAGCUGUUGAAGAGGCACCUGCAGGAACGUCAGAACAACCAGAUCUGGAAUAUUAUACAGGAACAUCUCUAUAUUGAUAUCUUUGACGGGAUGCCUCGGAGUAAAAGUCAGAUUGAUGCCAUGUCGGGCAGUCUGGCUGGGGAGGGCAAGAGAGAUGCCAACAAAGCCAAGGUGUUCUAUGGUCUUCUGAAGGAGCCAGAGAUCGAGGUACCUCUGGACGAUGAGGAUGAGGAGGCAGAGAACGAGGAGGGAAAACCCAAGAAGAAGAAACCGAAGAAGGACAGCAUGGGCUCCAAGAGCAAGAAACAGGACCCCAACGCACCCCAACAAACUAGAAUCCCCCUCCCCGAGCUGAAGGACUCUGACAAGCUGGACAAGAUCAUGAACAUGAAGGAGGCCACGAAGAAGAUUCGUCUGGGCCCAGACAACCUACCCUCCAUCUGUUUCUACUCCUUCCUCAACGCUUACCAGGGUCUGACAGCGGUGGACUUCACAGAUGACUCCAGUCUGAUCGCGGGGGGCUUCGCUGACUCCACCGUUAGGGUGUGGAGCGUCACACCCAAGAAACUACGCCGGGUCAAAUCUGCAGCAGACCUGAGUAAUAUUGAUAAAGAGUCUGAUGACGUGUUGGAGAGGAUCAUGGAUGAGAAGACAGCCAGUGAGUCUAAGAUCCUGUACGGACACAGUGGACCAGUAUACGGCAUCAGCUUCAGCCCUGACAGGAACUACCUGUUGUCCAGUUCUGAGGACGGUACGGUCAGACUGUGGAGUCUGCAGACAUUCACCUGUCUGGUGGGGUAUAAAGGACACAACUACCCUGUCUGGGACACUCAGUUCUCACCCUAUGGUUACUACUUUAUCUCUGGGGGACAUGACCGAGUCGCUCGUCUGUGGGCGACUGACCACUACCAGCCCCUGCGUAUGUUCGCUGGUCACCUGGCUGACAUCACGUGCACCCUCUUCCACCCUAACUCCAACUACGUGGCCACGGGUUCAGCUGACCGUACCAUCCGCCUCUGGGACGUCCUGACUGGAAACUGUGUCCGCAUCCUCACGGGUCACAAGGGCCCCAUUCAUUCCCUGGCCUUCUCCCCCAAUGGGAAGUUCAUGGCCUCGGGAGCAACUGACGGGAGGGUUCUACUGUGGGACGUUGGUCACGGCCUGAUGGUCGGAGAGCUGAAGGGACAUACUGACACCAUCUACGCCCUCAAGUUCAGCAGGGACGGAGAGAUACUAGCCUCAGGCUCAAUGGAUAACACUGUUAAACUGUGGGAUACACUGAAGGCCUUUGAUGAUGUGGAGCUGGAUGACUUCACCGCGGCAACAGGUCACAUCCAUCUACCAGAGAACUCCCAGGAGCUGUUGCUAGGCACCUACAUGACCAAGUCCACCCCUGUCAUUCACCUGCACUUCACCCGCAGGAACCUACUGCUGGCUGCAGGGGCCUACAACCCAUGAGGACAUUCAGAGAACCCCCCAACUACAGUGGAUCAAAGCAAAAUGCCCAACUGAAGUGUGUUUACUGUGAUGCAGACCUAAGGAUCAUGGUUGUUCCAAAAGCUGCAGCACCAUCAAGCUGAUCUAGGAUCUGAUUGAGCCCACCCAGCCUAAAAUGGCUCAGGUGUGAAACUGCCCCUAGAUACAGAUCCAGGAUAAGCUUGUCCUCUCAAAUCUUAGUGGGGAAAUGCAAAACUGACCCAGGACCAGUGUCUAGGUGCAAUGUCACCCUACUCCCCUAAAAAGAGUGCCAUUACUAGCCUAUUAAAGAGACCAUGUUUCACUGCCACAAACAGCUUUAUGUAGCUGUCAUGCUGUAUAGAGUAUUUUAUACUGGUGCAUAUUGUGUAAAUAAAACACUUUUUUAAUGA